Necator americanus (New World hookworm) is the source of this 630-nucleotide messenger RNA. RefSeq lists its product as uncharacterized. The transcript is spliced from 4 exons. The coding region runs from base 1 to 630 and encodes 209 amino acids. The record is from RefSeq and is a predicted model, not a curated record. NCBI's taxonomy places the organism in Eukaryota, Metazoa, Nematoda, Chromadorea, Rhabditida, Ancylostomatidae.
AUGAUGCUAGCUAAGAAGAUUAAAUACGAGGUUGUCGAACCGACCGAGACGAGACGUCGCCACCUUCCUAACACCGUUUAUGAAACUGGAGAGGAAUUGUUCUUAGGAACGUGUGAUAGCAGAGGAAUUGUAGGUGUCUUCGCCAUCACGAAUGUAACAAAGAACAUCGACAACGUACUAUCUGAGUGGAAGGUUCACGAACGAGAAGAUCUGGAUCGAUACGGAACUCUUCCUCUCUACGCUGGACUUCUGAGUCACCCAGUAGAGGGUACCGUAAUGAAAGUGACCACAUCAUCGUCACUAAAAGCACGAUUGACCACAUUCACACUCUUUCAAAACUCAUCGAAGUAUCACGAGUGCACAAGAGCGCUCUGUCUCACCUUCGACGUGAAGAAGGGCAUCGACUCAGUUAACACGAAAGCAAUCAUGGAAGCCUUAGACAACCAAGAUGUCCUUACUCGGAAGACCGGCGCCCCGAUGGUCGCGUUUCCUUCAAAGAAAAUUUUGAUGUUCUCCGUGUUCCACGCGAAAGGAGGAAUCACUGGCACUGGCACGCGAUCGGAACAAAUGGAAAAAUUACAGGCGCCCACUGGACCAGGUCGAAGAAUAACGGGAGUCAAGGUAAGGUAA